AUGGCUGCGAAGGGCGCGUACGGCUCCCACCUGAAGAUUGAGAGCGAGCUGGAGCGCUGCCGCGCCGAGGGCCACUGGGACCGCAUGCCCGAGCUGGUUCGGCAGAUGCAGGCGCUAGUCAUGCUGGGUGGCGGAGGCGGCCGGCGAGGCAGCCCGAGCGCUGGGUUCACCUCUCUGGACACCGAUGACUUGGGGAAAUUGCUCCUGGCCGAGGCCCUCCUAGAGCAGUGUUUGAAGGGGAACCAUGCCGCGAUAAAAGACUCCAUCCCUCUGCUGGAGAAGAAUGAGCCGAAGAUGAAUGAAGCCAGAAACCACCUAAGCAGCAUCCUUAACCACGGGAAGCUGCCGCCGCAGUAUCUGUGUGAGGCCAUGCUGAUCCUGGGCAAGCUGCACUACGUGGAAGGCUCAUAUCGAGAUGCCAUCAGCAUGUACGCACGGGCUGGCAUUGAUGACAUGUCCAUGGAGAACAAGCCCCUGUAUCAGAUGCGGCUGCUGGCAGAGGCCUUUGUCAUUAAAGGCCUCUCCCUGGAACGCCUGCCCAACUCCAUUGCCUCCCGCCCCCGCCUGACUGAGAGGGAGGAGGAAGUGAUCACCUGUUUUGAGAGAGCCUCCUGGAUCGCUCAGGUGUUCCUGCAGGAAUUGGAGAAGGUCACAAGUAACACCACAUCCCGGCACCUGAAAGGCUCGCACCCGGUCGACUACGAGCUCACCUACUUCCUGGAAGCCGCCCUCCAGAGCGCUUAUGUGACGAACCUGAAGAAGGGGAACAUUGUGAAAGGCAUGAGAGAGCUCCGGGAGGUACUACGCACUGUGGAGACCAAAGCAACUCAGAACUUCAAAGUGAUGGCCGCCAAGCACCUGGCUGGGGUCCUGCUGCACUCCCUGAGCGAGGAGUGCUACUGGAGCCCCCUGUCUCAGCCUCUGCCCGAGUUCAUGAGCAAGGAGGAGAAUUCCUUCAUCACGCAGGCCCUGCGGAAACCUCACCUCUACGAAGGAGACAACCUCUACUGCCCGAAGGAUAACAUUGAGGAAGCCCUGCUGCUGCUGCUCAUCAGUGAGUCCAUGGCCACUCGGGAUGUGGUGCUGAGCCGGGCACCAGAGCAGGAGCAGGACCGGGCGGUGAGCCUGCAGAAUGCAGCGGCCAUCUAUGACCUGCUGAGCAUCACGCUGGGCAGGCGGGGCCAGUAUGUCAUGCUCUCCGAGUGCCUGGAGCGAGCCAUGAAGUUUGCGUUCGGAGAAUUUCACCUCUGGUACCAGGUGGCCCUGUCCAUGGUAGCCUGCGGGAAGUCAUCCUACGCUGUGUCACUGCUGCGGGAGUGCAUGAAGCUGCGGCCCUCAGACCCCACCGUGCCCCUGAUGGCCGCCAAGGUCUGCAUCGGGUCCCUGCAUUGGCUGGAGGAGGCAGAGCGCUUUGCCAUGAUGGUUAUCCAUCUUGGGGAAGAAGCCGGGGACUUCCUCUCCAAGGGCUACCUGGCACUGGGUCUAACCUACAGCCUGCAGGCCACCGACGCGACUCUGAAAUCCAAGCAAGAUGAGCUGCACCGGAAAGCACUGCAGACGCUGGAGAGAGCCCAACAGCUGGCGCCCGGUGACCCCCAGGUCAUCCUCUAUGUCUCCCUGCAGCUGGCCCUCGUCCGCCAGAUCUCCAGCGCCAUGGAGCAGCUGCAGGAGGCCCUGAAAGUGUGCAAGGAUGACGCCAACGCCCUCCAUCUGCUGGCGCUCCUCUUCUCCGCCCAAAAACACUACCAGCACGCCCUGGAUGUUAUCAACAUGGCCAUCACGGAGUACCCUGAGAACUUCAACCUGAUGUUCACCAAGGUGAAGCUGGAGCAGGUCCUGAAAGGCCCAGAGGAAGCCCUGGUGACCUGUAGACAGAUGCUGCGACUGUGGCAGACCCUGUUCAGCUUCUCCCAGCUGGGGGGCCUGGAAAAGGAUGGCAGCCUCGGCGAGGGCCUCACGCUGAAGAAACAGAGUGGCAUGCACUUGACUCUGCCCGACGCCCAUGAUGCAGAUUCUGGCUCUCGGCGGGCAUCAUCCAUUGCUGCCUCCCGGCUGGAGGAGGCCAUGUCAGAGCUGACCGUGCCCAGCUCGGUCCUGAAGCAGGGCCCCAUGCAGUUGUGGACCACUCUGGAACAGAUCUGGCUCCAGGCUGCCGAGCUGUUCAUGGAGCAGCAGCACCUCAAGGAAGCGGGCUUCUGCAUCCAGGAGGCGGCGGGCCUCUUUCCCACCUCACAUUCCGUGCUCUACAUGCGGGGCCGGCUGGCCGAGAUGAGGGGCAGGUUGGAGGAGGCCAAGCAGCUGUACAAGGAGGCGCUCACGGUGAACCCCGACGGCGUGCGUAUCAUGCACAGCCUGGGUCUCAUGCUGAGUCGGCUGGGCCAUCAGAGCCUGGCCCAUAAGGUGCUGCGGGACGCCGUGGAGAGGCAGAGCACAUGCCACGAGGCGUGGCAAGGCCUGGGCGAGGUGCUGCAAGCCCAGGGCCAGAGCGAGGCCGCUGCUGACUGCUUUCUCACCGCCCUCGAGCUGGAGGCCAGCAGCCCUGUGCUGCCCUUCUCCAUCAUCCCCAGAGAGCUCUGA
Rangifer tarandus platyrhynchus (Svalbard reindeer) is the source of this 2577-nucleotide messenger RNA. Lineage: Eukaryota; Metazoa; Chordata; Mammalia; Artiodactyla; Cervidae. The record is from the annotation of a GenBank genome assembly.